CUAUACCCCUGGUAAAAGAACAGAAAAAAGAAAAUGAAUGGGUCCAAUUUCCAAAUUCGCCCUUGUGAAAGAACAGAAAUCUAAAGCUGAAAAACCAACUGGGUAUCAUGAUUAUGGGAGACCCCAAAAUUGCCACGUAUUGCGAACAGUUGCGGUUAAGAAUGAAACGCGAACAUACAUACGAGUCUCGUUUCUUUACGCAAAAACCUUCCAUCUUCUCCAACAACAACUCCACAAAGAAAUGGCUUUCAGAAUCGCUGCAACUUCCGCAUCCCGUUUCGUAAAACCCUACACCCCACCAUCGCCACUCUUUUCAGCUCCAUUCCACAACCUCACUCUCAAGUUCCAUCUGACACACCUUCCUAUUCGUAAACCUGGGUCUCAAUGUUACAUUCGAGCUAUUAGUGAAACAAGUGUAGAAUCCUCAAUUUCUAAGAAAGAAGAGGAGGAACAACAGUUGCCUAAAGAUUGGAAGAUUAAAAUGCUAUAUGAUGGAGAUUGUCCACUAUGCAUGCGAGAGGUGAAUAUGCUACGAGAGAGGAAUAAGAGUUACGGCACCAUCAACUUUGUUGAUAUAAGCUCAGAUGAUUACUCUCCUCAGGAGAAUCUCGGCCUCGACUAUCAAACGGCUAUGGGAAGAAUUCAUGCUAUUCUAUCCGAUGGAACUGUUGUCACCGAUGUUGAAGCCUUUAGAAGAUUGUAUGAACAAGUUGGUCUUGGUUGGGUUUACGCCAUUACAAAAUAUGAACCAAUUGGGAAAAUUGCUGAUUCUGUUUAUGGUUUUUGGGCUAAGUACCGUCUUCAAGUUACAGGACGGCAGCCUAUUGAAGAAAUAUUAGAAGCUCGAAAGAAGAAGGGUGAAGUGUGCAAAGACAACAAUGCUUGCAAGAUGUAAAACAUCUGACCGGCGUAAAAACUUUCAAAAGGCUCGUUAUAUGAUAUGUACAGGAUCUUCAUUGGGAUAAGAUUAAUGCUUUUUUGAAGUAUACUUAAUAGAAAAGCCUAAGUUAUGGAUCACUGGAAAAAGUAUUUCCUAACAAAAGGACCUAUUCAGAUAUAGUAUUUUAAUAGAUAAUGUACAUGUUGUGUGACGUGAUUAAAAUAAUAUAUAUAUCUGAUUCACGUUUUCAAUAA
Messenger RNA from Lathyrus oleraceus (garden pea), 1134 nucleotides. RefSeq lists its product as uncharacterized. The transcript has 8 exons. Gene Ontology annotation, molecular function: protein-disulfide reductase activity. NCBI's taxonomy places the organism in Eukaryota, Viridiplantae, Streptophyta, Magnoliopsida, Fabales, Fabaceae. The record is from RefSeq and is a predicted model, not a curated record. The coding region runs from base 38 to 895 and encodes 285 amino acids.